This is a messenger RNA of Phragmites australis (common reed), 2675 nucleotides long. Its product is annotated as cyclin-dependent kinase F-4-like. The coding region runs from base 913 to 2331 and encodes 472 amino acids. Gene Ontology annotation, cellular component: nucleus; cytoplasm. NCBI's taxonomy places the organism in Eukaryota, Viridiplantae, Streptophyta, Magnoliopsida, Poales, Poaceae. Gene Ontology annotation, molecular function: protein serine/threonine kinase activity; ATP binding. The transcript is spliced from 19 exons. Gene Ontology annotation, biological process: intracellular signal transduction; protein phosphorylation. The record is from RefSeq and is a predicted model, not a curated record.
GAGAGACCGGAAGAAAAAUCCGCCAAGCAACCCACCGUCCUCCGUCCUUCGUAGCUCCACCACCACCGCACCGCGCGCCCUCCCUAUCCACCCCAUCAGCGCUGGAGGCGGCGGCGGCGGAGUCCCCUGCACCCUUAGGCGGCGCCGGCGCCGGCGCGUUGUUAUGCCGAGGGGCUUCCAGGUUUCAACACCGUGCGUUGCUGGAGUUCUAGCAUUCUCAGUAAGGAUAUGGAGCACACCCCUUACACAACAAGUUCCUCUGUAUCCCACAUCUCACUGCUCGAGGAAGUUCUUGGCUGGAGAUUUUGUCUUUACGGGGACUUCCUUGUCAUCUCUUUUGUCAACUGCACCUGAGGAACACACCGCAUUUACUGACUGCCUUGCCUGGUCUCAUGCUGCUGGACAUUAGAGUCUACUAGUGAUUACAGUGCAUCUGUAGCACAUUUAUUUGAGCAUGGUGGGUCUGUUUCUCUGGCAACAUUUUGGUAAUCUUUGUCUUGGCACCGAUCAGCCAGCAAAAGUUACCGUCAGAACAUCUUUGGACACUCGGAUCUAACGCUUAGCUUUGGCGUCACAUAUAAGCUCUAGGUUGUGGUUUUAUUUGUUUCUGCUAGAUCUUUUCUCCCCUAUCACCGUAAGUUUUCUGUUUGAUCAGUCCAACGUUUGGUGUGUGUUGGUUACGCUGUUCUUCAUCAGGCUUCACUUUGGAUGGCAUAACCUUAGUGCAGAGGUGAGGUGUUCAAAAUUUUGUUGUCACAAAGCAUGGGUGCUGCCUACAGAGCUUCGAAAAGAGUCUCCAGUGGCUUUGGUGUUCUAGCAUCCAAAGGCAUUGCCGCAAUACAUUCAUGAGUCUUGUUUGUGACUAUAAGACUGUUCUACAAUAAGGGGCAGUUUUGGACACCAGCUAAUAAAAUGGAGAGGUAUACGAUUAUCAAGGAAGUAGGUGAUGGUACAUUUGGGAGUGUUUGGCGGGCAAUCAAUAAAGAAAAUGGUGAAGUGGUUGCGAUCAAGAAAAUGAAGAAAAAAUAUUAUUCCUGGGAGGAGUGCAUCAAUCUUCGUGAAGUGAAGUCGCUGCGAAGGAUGAACCAUCCAAACAUCGUGAAGCUCAAGGAAGUUAUAAGAGAGAACGAUACGUUGUUCUUUGUUUUUGAAUACAUGGAGUGCAAUCUAUAUCAGCUGAUGAAGAAUAGAGGGAAGCCCUUCUCAGAGACUGAAGUCAGAAAUUGGUGCUUUCAAAUAUUUCAAGCUUUGAAUCACAUGCACCAACGUGGAUAUUUUCACCGUGACCUUAAGCCUGAAAAUUUGUUGGUUACAAAGGAGCUCAUCAAGAUAGCAGAUUUUGGGCUUGCUCGUGAGAUUUCUUCUGAACCACCGUAUACGGAAUAUGUGUCCACCCGUUGGUAUCGUGCCCCUGAAGUUCUGCUUCAAGCUACUGUUUAUAAUGCUGCAGUUGACAUGUGGGCAAUGGGCGCCAUUAUAGCGGAGCUAUUUUCGCUGCGACCUCUCUUUCCUGGCUCAAGUGAAGCAGAUGAGCUUUACAAAAUUUGUGGCAUUCUUGGCACUCCAAAUCAGUGUACUUGGCCUGGAGGACUGCAGCUUGCAGCAUCUAUCCGUUUUCAGUUUCCUCAGUGUGAAAGCAUACAUCUUUCGGAAGUGGUUCCCUCAGCAAGUGAAGAUGCAAUCAACCUUAUUUCGUGGCUUUGCUCAUGGGACCCACAAAGAAGGCCAACAGCAGUGGAGGCCUUGCAGCAUCCCUUCUUUCAGCCAUGCUUCUACGUCCCUCCUUCACUACGCUUCAGAUCUACCGCAUCGACACCGCCAUCGGUCGGGGCCAAAGGAGCAGUGGAUCAGAAGAAUGGUAGGAGAUUUUCCAUGGGACCUGUAUACAGUGGGAGGCCAACAGUUAAUUGUUCAUACUUGAGCACUAACACUCCAGCAAGAGCAGCAGUUGGUGCACAAAGGAAGCUGGAUUUGGAUCAUCAGGCCUCAGAGAGUACUUAUAAAGUGGCAAAGGCUAACGCAAUGAAUCAGCCUUGGUCCAGAGCACCACCAGCAAGGAGCAAUGGAAAUUACCUCUCCAAGGACCAGAGCCCCCGUGCACCUGACCUUGCCGAGAAGCUGUCUCAGCUGUCAUUGGGCCCCAACAGAGUGUCGGGCUUGGGUUCUGAGAAGUUUACAGACCUUAAGGCUAGAACCCAUGGUGGGAACACCAUCAAGCGCCCCUUGCCCGUGGGAUCCAGGGUGUGGCACGGCCCAACCAGCGACCCCUUCCGACGCCCAUUCGAUAUGCCAGGUGAUAGGGCUCUCCUUCCGAGGAAGCUCGUUAGCUGAAGCUCAGGAAACAGAUUCCACACUCGGCCCUGCAAGCAUCACUGCUGCCACUACUACUGCAAAAUAAACCACCAAUCUCCUUCACUGUGAUGUUGUCCACCAGUGUCUAUUGCCGUGCUUGCUUUUGAUGUUGAAUAAAAUGUGUCCCGGUUCAUGCACCGCAUCGCCCUGGGUUCCAUGGAUGCGAGCAUGGCCGGAUGCACCUCCAUGGGACAUUGUGUUAUACACACUUGUUAUGUUUCUGUACGCAAUACCCUGCUACGUGACGCUUGCUCAGUCGUUCCUGCAUAGCCUGUGGCAUGCGGCUAUUAUAUGGUAUGGUAUUGCUUUGCUUUGCUUGUUCA